CUCGAAGAACAUGCCCAAUCUGCAAUAAUGUACAGUCCGUCAAAGCGCCGAAAGAAGGACGAUGGAUCAAGUAAGCCAGUGCGCAAACUAGAUUUCUUCUUCGCCAAACAGACUGCAAAAGCUGCAGCUACGACGAAUGGUGCGCCGAAGAAAACGGACGAGCCCGUUGCGCCCCAAGUAGUAGAUCCAUCUAAUCUUACGGACGAAGAGUAUGCUAGGAAACUACAGGAGGAAUGGGACAGGGAAGCUCGAGGGGAACUACAGACCCAAGGACAGCCACCCAAAGAGGAAGAGCUGUCCAGCUCGAAUGAGCUCUACAGAGACCCCAGUCCACCCGCUACAACUGGCGUGAACAGUAGCAAUACGGAAGAGGGAAAUCCUACAACUAAAGCUGAAGCAUUCAUGCCCAUCAUCGAAUCUGCAGCACCGAAGCCGAAGUCGAACACUCUCUCACUGCAAUCGACCGCAACCGAAGAAGACACCAUAACCGCGAACAUACCCUUCGACCAGAGCCCUCUCGAAUUCGACCCCUCUAAGUACAUACCAGAUCUACAAAAGCAUUGGACAGCGGACGGAGGGCGUGCGACAUAUGCACUAUUGACCAGAUGCUUCAUCUUGGUCAAUAGCACAACAAGCCGUAUCAAGAUCGUAGACACACUUGUCAAUCUGCUACGGACAAUCAUCGAAAGCGAUCCUAACAGCUUGCUCCCUGCAGUAUGGCUUGCGACGAACUCGAUAUCACCUCCAUACAUCGAUCUCGAACUCGGUCUCGGUGGGUCAGCAAUAUCAAAGGCGUUGAAGAAGGUCUGUGGUCUGGACAAUGCGGGUCUGAGGACACUCAACAACAAGUACGGCGAUGCUGGAGAUGUGGCAUUCGAGGCGAAGAAGCGUCAGUCCUUCACGCUACGCAAGCCAAAGCCAUUGACUAUCAAAAGUGUAUUUGACUCUCUGGUCAAGAUCGCAACCAGCAAGGGCAACGGCAGCGUGGAGGUCAAGCAGAGGAUUGUGGAGAGGCUGAUACAAGAUGCACGGGGUGCAGAAGAAAGCCGAUACAUCGUCAGAACGCUAGUGCAGCACCUGAGGAUCGGCGCAGUCAAAACCACGAUGCUCAUUGCGCUAUCACGCGCAUUCCUCCUAUCGAAGCCACCGAACGCCGAGUUCGAGACUCGCGAUUCAAAAGACCUUGCCAAACUGAAGAAGGAAGACUUGGCCGAGAUUUACAGCAGAAACGAGGAGAUUGUCAAAGCGAGCUUUGCCCGGAGACCAAACUACAACGACAUAAUACCAGCAUUGCUGGAGAUUGGUGUAGGCGAUGAGCUCUUGAUACGAUGUGGCCUGGCUCUACACAUACCGCUCAGACCUAUGCUGGGCAGCAUCACACGCGAUCUGGGCGAGAUGCUCACGAAGCUACAAGGACGAGACUUCAGCUGCGAGUACAAGUAUGAUGGCCAAAGAGCACAGGUGCACUGCGAUGAGAAGGGCAAAGUUACGAUAUUCUCACGGCAUUUGGAAGUCAUGACGGACAAGUAUCCGGAUCUUGUUGCAUUGGUACCGAAGAUUAGAGGCGAAGGUGUGUCCAGCUUCAUCCUUGAGGGUGAAGUCGUGGCAGUGGACCGCGAAUCAGGCGAGUUGAAGACCUUCCAGACACUCGCCAACCGCGCCCGGAAGGACGUCCUAAUCGGUGCAGUAACAAUCGACGUCUGUCUCUUCGCCUUCGACUUGAUGUACCUGAACAGCGAAGAACUCCUCAACCGCCCAUUCCGAGAGCGGAGAGACAUGCUACGCAGCCUCUUCGUCGAGAUCCCGCACAACUUCACCUGGGUCAAAAGCCUCGACGCCACAUCCGCCGACACCGAAACCGUAUCAUCGUUCUUUAAAAGCGCACUCGAACUAAAAUGCGAAGGCAUAAUGGUCAAAGUGCUCGACAAUCUCCCCAACCCCGACCUCCUCGAAGAGCUCAACGAAGACGGCACGCCCUCCUUACCACCCACGCCCAAGAAGAAGAAACCCACCAGGCCCAAAGGCAAGAUCAAGACAACCACCGCCGAAGACGCCCACAUCGACGAGCCCAAGAAACCCGGCCGCCGCAAAGCGCUCCUCAGCACCUACGAGCCGGACAAACGCCUCGACUCGUGGCUGAAGGUGAAAAAAGACUACUCGACAACGUCCGAAACCCUCGAUCUGAUCCCAAUUGGCGCCUUCCACGGCUCCGGGCGCAAAGCCUCCUGGUGGUCGCCCAUCCUGCUCGCAAUCCGCAACGAGCAAACCGGCACGCUCGACGCGGUGACGAAGUGCAUGUCCGGCUUCACCGACGCGUUUUACAAAGCCAACCGCUCGAAAUACGACCCGGACGAUCCUGAGAACACCAACGUGAUAAGGGAUGGCAAGCCGCACUACGUCGAGUACAACGGCGGCGCGGGGUGGCCGGCGGUGUGGUUCGAGCCGCAGGAGGUGUGGGAGGUUGCGUUUGCGGAUUUGACGCUGAGUCCGACGUACACUGCUGCUAUUGGGCUUGUUAAUGAGGAUCGGGGGCUGAGCACGAGGUUUCCGCGGUUCUUGAGGGUGAGGGAGGAUAAGGGGAUCGAGGAGGCGACGGAGGCGGAGGAGUUGGCGGUGUUGUACCGGAAGCAGGAGGCGAGGCCGAGGAAGGAGGAAAAGGAGGGGGGUGAGGAGGAUGUGGAAUAGAGGAGUUGUUGUUGUUGUUGUUGUUGUUGUUAGAUGGAGGGUUUGGCUAUGUAGGAUUGUAGUUGCAUGAGCAGCAUCUCGACGGGCAC
This is a messenger RNA of Macroventuria anomochaeta, 2774 nucleotides long. RefSeq names its product ATP-dependent DNA ligase. The record is from RefSeq and is a predicted model, not a curated record. Gene Ontology annotation, molecular function: DNA binding; ATP binding; DNA ligase (ATP) activity. The transcript has a single exon. Bases 28 to 2685 code for a protein of 885 amino acids. Gene Ontology annotation, cellular component: DNA ligase III-XRCC1 complex. Lineage: Eukaryota; Fungi; Ascomycota; Dothideomycetes; Pleosporales; Didymellaceae. Gene Ontology annotation, biological process: DNA biosynthetic process; DNA recombination; double-strand break repair via alternative nonhomologous end joining.